Messenger RNA from Leucoraja erinaceus (little skate), 2310 nucleotides. Its product is annotated as paired box protein Pax-7. The record is from RefSeq and is a predicted model, not a curated record. The transcript has 9 exons. Gene Ontology annotation, molecular function: DNA-binding transcription factor activity, RNA polymerase II-specific; RNA polymerase II cis-regulatory region sequence-specific DNA binding. Bases 34 to 1542 code for a protein of 502 amino acids. Gene Ontology annotation, biological process: anatomical structure development; regulation of transcription by RNA polymerase II. NCBI's taxonomy places the organism in Eukaryota, Metazoa, Chordata, Chondrichthyes, Rajiformes, Rajidae.
CCCCGAUACAUUCGUUUCGAUACCGAUUCUAGAAUGACGUCUCUGACGGGGACAGUACCGCGGAUGAUGCGACCUAAUCCAGGUCAGAAUUACAGCAGGGCCGGAUUCCCAUUAGAAGUGUCGACGCCUCUGGGCCAGGGCAGAGUUAACCAGUUGGGAGGAGUGUUUAUUAACGGCAGACCCUUACCGAAUCAUAUUCGACACAAAAUAGUGGAAAUGGCCCAUCACGGUAUCCGGCCCUGUGUCAUAUCCAGACAGCUGCGUGUCUCUCACGGCUGCGUUUCCAAAAUCCUGUGCCGCUACCAAGAGACUGGCUCUAUCCGGCCCGGGGCGAUCGGAGGCAGCAAGCCCAGGCAGGUAGCAACGCCUGAUGUAGAGAAAAAAAUCGAGGAGUACAAGAGAGACAACCCGGGGAUGUUUAGCUGGGAGAUCAGGGACAAGUUGCUGAAAGACGGGAUUUGCGACAGGAGCACCGUGCCUUCAGUGAGUUCCAUCAGUCGGGUGUUAAGAGCCAAGUUUGGAAAGAGAGAUGAUGACGAAGAAAUGGAGAAGAAAGAGGAAGAAGGGGGCAGAAAGACUAAACAUAGUAUUGAUGGAAUCCUCGGGGAGAAAGGUAACCGACUGGACGAUGGGGCCUCCGACGUGGAGUCAGAGCCGGACCUGCCUCUGAAGCGGAAGCAGAGGCGCAGUCGCACCACCUUCACCGCCGAGCAGCUGGAGGAACUGGAGAAAGCCUUCGAGAGGACCCACUACCCAGACAUCUACACCCGAGAGGAGCUAGCCCAGAGGACCAAGCUCACAGAGGCACGGGUCCAGGUGUGGUUCAGUAACCGCCGUGCACGGUGGCGCAAGCAGGCCGGAGCCAAUCAGCUGGCAGCCUUCAACCACCUGUUGCCGGGAGGUUUUGCGCCCACUGGAAUGCCAACCUUACCCCCAUACCAGUUGGCUGAGUCAUCGUACCCAUCGACCACCCUCUCCCAAGAUGGAGGGAGCACAGUCCACAGGCCCCAGCCACUGCCACCAUCGUCCAUGCACCAGAGCGGUCUGGCAGUCGCCGCGGAGAGCGCCUCCUACGGCCUGGCGUCCAAUCGGCACAGCUUCUCCAGCUACCCCGACAGCUUCAUGAACCCGACGGGACCCAACAACAUGAACCAGGUCAGCAAUGGACUCUCUCCACAGGUGAUGAGCAUCUUGAGCAACCCCGCAGCCGUCUCUACUCAGCCGCAGCACGACUUCUCCAUCUCGCCGCUGCACGGGAGCCUGGACACCUCCAACCCACUGUCCGCCAGCUGCAGUCAGCGCGCCGACUCCAUCAAGGCAGUGGAGAGCCUGCCCACCUCUCAGUCCUACUGCACGCCCGCCUACAGCACCUCUGGAUACAGCAUGGACCCCGUGCCCGGCUACCAGUAUGCCCAGUAUGGACAGAGUGCGGUGGACUAUCUGACCAAGAACGUGAGCCUGUCCACGCAGAGGCGGAUGAAGCUGAGCGAGCACUCGGCUGUCCUGGGAUUACUGCAGGUGGAGACGGGCCAAGCUUACUGAGAGCCGGCGGGCUCCGCGCAACGCCCCCGAGGGAACCUGUGGCCGGGCGAGCGGCCGUCUCUGACACCCCACCCGGCUGGACAAUUCCAGCCACCUCUCCAUCUCCGCCCUCCUCCAUCGGCGCCCCGCCAAACCCACCCGCCACACGUGUAUCUCCAGUCCCGGCCGAUGCUUGCAGCUUAGAAUCGCCCCUCUCCCGUAUAUACGGUACACUGGAAGCUCUGUAAGAGUGUAAACUUUUUUAAAUUGCUGUUCAAAUUGCAACCCCCCUCCCUCCCUCUUCCCCCUUGACCCGACACAAACUCAGAGCCCAGAGGCGGAGCUGUGACCCUUCCACCCCCCCACCCCGCCACCAAUUCCGUGGACACAUGGGCGCUGGACAAAGCAGGAGAGAAGUCCGGGGGUAACCUGCUGCAACGCCUCUUCUCGCCAGCCACGAAAUCCAAACUUCAGGCGUACGACGUCGGGGCAGUCCGUGCGCCGGCUGGCUUCGCCCAUCCAGGUAGCGACUGAGGUCCCCGCCGUGUCAGAGGAAGGUUCCGCUCCUUCAGCUGGAAGGGGAGAUUGUGGCUGAGAAGCGCCCGCUCUCCGGGAGCCUCCACUCCUGCCACAGAAUCUUCAGAUAGACUUCAGCAAGAAAGCGCCGUGCAGAGACACCCACAAACUGUGUGUUGGGACUGGGGGAGGGAGGGUGGGGUCGCAAGUAAACGUCUGUGAUUUGUAACUAUUUUUAAUUCUAAUGAAUGCAAAGUAUCAAUGGGGGGGGGG